Molecule: messenger RNA, 411 nt
Organism: Vicia villosa (hairy vetch)
Lineage: Eukaryota; Viridiplantae; Streptophyta; Magnoliopsida; Fabales; Fabaceae
Exons: 1
Coding region: 1-411 (136 amino acids)
Source: RefSeq, a predicted model, not a curated record
AUGUUAUAUCCUAUCUCUCAUUCCAUGUCAUAUUCAAAUCUUUCUACAUCAUACUAUCACUACUCUCUGUCUAUUUCCUCUCACGGUGAGCCUAAGUCAUAUGCUAAAGCGUGUGAGUAUGAUUGUGUAAACCAAGUUAUGCAAGUUGAUUUGACUACACUUGAGAAUACAUGUACUUGGAAAAUUGUAUAUUUUCCUCCAAAUGCCAAGCCAAUUGGAUGCAUGUGGGUUUACAAUAUUAAACAUCAUGUUGAUGGCACCAUUGAGAGAUUCAAAGCUAGGCUAGUUGCUAAGAGUUACAACCAAAUUGAAGGCCUAGACUACUUUGAAACCUACUCUCCUGUUGCAAAUUUAACUACAAUCAGAAAUGCCAUUGCUCUUGCCUCCAUCAAUAAUUGGCACCUUCGCUAA